Molecule: messenger RNA, 898 nt
Organism: Harpegnathos saltator (Jerdon's jumping ant)
Lineage: Eukaryota; Metazoa; Arthropoda; Insecta; Hymenoptera; Formicidae
Exons: 6
Coding region: 1-897 (298 amino acids)
Source: RefSeq, a predicted model, not a curated record
AUGGCUCGAGGUUUGCUUCAAGAGCAUCAUAGAGGUCCCACUGCCAACUUAAACAAUGUGCAAAGUCAAUUUCAUGUUUAUGAAAGUGAAAAUUUGAUUUUGAAAGAUAGAAAACCAGACAAUUGUUCAUAUGGUGAUUUAUAUUCUUAUCCCAUUGAGUCGUGUAAACUUGAAGUGCAUGAGGUCUGGGAUUUGUUAGAACAUAUAGAGGUUUACAUGUUAUCAGAUCAAAUGUUUUGUGUCAUGGAUUUCCUACAGUGGUUUUAUGAAGAUGAUAAAAAUACUGGUGCAGAGUCUAUGAGAGAGACUGCCAUAGUACCAGAAAUUUGGCUAACUCCACAGAAAGGAAGGAGUUAUUGGCCGCCUCAAUUUAAAGAUAGCAUGCUGAAAAUGCCAGUUAAUUCAUCAUGGCCUAAGUAUGAAGUAGAAAUUAGGGGCACAUAUGAUUCUUAUCGAAAUGCCAGAAUGAAGCUUUCAAGAGCAGUCGAGACUGAUAAUUUUGAAUCAGCUCCUGAAUCACACGGAAGGAACAAACGUAAGAAAAAAGUACCCAAGCGUUUGGACGAUUCAAGUUCAGAAAGUGAUACGCGAUGCCUUGUAUCAUCUCCUCCCAAAAUCUACCAGAAGGAAAACAAGAAAAAAGUAAAAAAUUCAAUCAGUAUGGAUUCUUGGUCAAAGCAGAAAUUUACAACCACUGAAAGAAUCCAAGACAAUUCUUAUCAUCUUCAAAGUCUCAGUUGCCAACAAUCAUAUCUGUUUAAUGGAGUGAAGAGAUCUUUGCAGGAAAUUAUUAAGAACCAACAAGAAAUAAAAGCCAAAUUAAGAAAUCAUGACACAAUGCUAGAGAAUGUCUUGAUGCUUGUAGCAAAUGAUUCUGAGCAAUUAACAAAGCCAUAAG